Molecule: messenger RNA, 591 nt
Organism: Angiostrongylus costaricensis
Lineage: Eukaryota; Metazoa; Nematoda; Chromadorea; Rhabditida; Metastrongylidae
Source: the annotation of a GenBank genome assembly
AUGUAUAUUAAUUCUAGAGCAAUUCAGAGAGAUGAGUCAAAAUUCACGGCGUUCGGGGAGCAAGCAUCCGAGAACAAUAUUCCUUGCUCAGCCUACACUGAUGAUAUCUGCUAUCAACAGUCAUUGCUUUUGGUGACUUUCACACAAUCUUUCCAGCAGGAGAAAUUUGGUCGUGCAGGUUUGUCGAAAUGCUGUAAGAAGGGUAUCUAUCUCACUGAUGUGUGCCUGUCAGGAAAAUGCUCGAAUCACACAGUGCAGUUAUGUUGCUUCCAGAAAUUUCUACAGGCUCGUUAUCGUUGUUGUGAAGAUGAUAGCCAAUCACUUGGACCGUCAAGUACCAGUGACUUCAACAAGUGCUGUUAUGAGCACUUCGUGAACGAGGAUGCAUGCUGUAACAUGAAAUUAGCUACUCGAUACUGGAAGACAGUGCAUGAAUUGUGCUAUCCAAACACCAACGUUGACUAUUCAGGAAUCAAAUUAGAGGUUCGAUUUGUUGAAGGUAUGCGAGUGGUUGAUUUGAAUGAGAAACGCAUUUGGGAGUAUGAAUGCCGUAAUGGUGUCAAUCGCACACAGUAUGCCUAUAUACCGUAA